Messenger RNA from Pseudozyma flocculosa PF-1, 1254 nucleotides. RefSeq lists its product as uncharacterized. Lineage: Eukaryota; Fungi; Basidiomycota; Ustilaginomycetes; Ustilaginales; Ustilaginaceae. Gene Ontology annotation, biological process: gluconeogenesis; glycolytic process. The record is from RefSeq and is a predicted model, not a curated record. Gene Ontology annotation, cellular component: cytosol. The coding region runs from base 1 to 1254 and encodes 417 amino acids. Gene Ontology annotation, molecular function: ATP binding; ADP binding; phosphoglycerate kinase activity. The transcript has 2 exons.
AUGUCGCUCUCGAGCAAGCUCGCCAUCACCGACGUCGACCUCAAGGACAAGAAGGUCCUCGUCCGCGUCGACUUCAACGUCCCCAUGGACGGCGACAGGAUCACCAACAACCAGCGCAUCGUCGCCGCACUCCCCACCGUCAAGUACGCCCUCGAGCAGAACGCCAAGGCCGUCAUCCUCAUGUCCCACAUGGGCCGCCCCGACGGAAAGCCCGUCGCAAAGUACUCGCUCAAGCCCGUCGCCGCCGAGGUCUCCAAGCUCCUCGGCAGGGACGUCAAGUUCCUCCCCGACUGCGUCGGCCCCGAGACCGAAAAGGCCGUCGCCGAGGCCAAGGACGGCCAGGUCAUCCUCCUCGAGAACCUCCGCUACCACAUCGAGGAGGAGGGCAAGGGCACCAACGAGGCCGGCGAAAAGGUCAAGGCCGACCCCAAGAAGGUCGAAGAGUUCCGCGCCUCGCUCACCAAGCUCGGCGACGUCUACGUCAACGACGCCUUUGGCACCGCCCAUCGCGGCCACGCGUCCAUGGUCGGCGUCAACCUCCCCCAGCGCGCCGCCGGCUUCCUCGUCAAGAAGGAGCUCGAGUACUUUGCAAAGGUCCUCGAGAGCCCCGAGAAGCCCUUCCUCGCCAUCCUCGGCGGCGCAAAGGUCUCGGACAAGAUCCAGCUCAUCGACAACAUGCUCGACAAGGUCAACUCGCUCAUCAUCUGCGGCGGCAUGGCUUUCACCUUUAAGAAGACGCUCGAGAACGUCAAGAUCGGCAACUCGCUCUUCGACGAGGAGGGCAGCAAGAAGGUCGCCGACAUCGUCGCCAAGGCCAAGAAGAACAACGUCGAGCUCGUCCUCCCCGUCGACUACGUCACCGCCGACAAGUUCGACAAGAACGCCAAGGUCGGCAGCGCCACCGACGCCGAGGGCAUCCCCGACGGCUGGAUGGGCCUCGACUGCGGCCCCGAGACCAGCAAGAAGUUCGCCCAGACCAUCCUCGCCGCCAAGACCAUCCUCUGGAACGGCCCCGCCGGCGUCUUCGAGUUCGAGAACUUCGCAAAGGGAUCCAAGGCCAUGCUCGAUGCCUGCCUCGAGGCAGAGAAAAAGGGCGCCACGUGCAUCAUUGGAGGCGGCGAUACCGCGACUCUGGCCGCUGAUUACGGCGCCGAGGACAAGAUUUCGCACGUGUCAACGGGUGGGGGCUCGUCUCUGUCGCUGUUGCAGGGCGAUGUUAUGCCGGGCCUCGACUCUUUGUCUGAGCGCAAAUAG